CUCGUUCUUACGGUGACUGGAACCUUUGACUUAAUUAACUCCGACACAAAUAAUUUAUUUAUAAAAAAUAUCGAUAUCGCAAUUCACAAACUUCUCAGUCGUCCGCAAGAUGUAUCUCCUAGCAGUUGUAGGAGUGUUAGCGGUGACUGUAACGAGCGAGAGCGUGACUAGCUUGCGCUUCCCUCCGGGUUUUCAAUUCGGGGUCGCUACCUCCGCUUACCAGAUCGAAGGCGGCUGGAAUGCUAGCGACAAAGGCGAGAGCAUUUGGGACCGCAUGAUCCACUCUCGGCCAGAGUCGAUAUACGACCGCAGCAACGCCGAUGUGGCAUGCGACUCCUACCACCUUUGGGAAGAGGACCUGCGGUUGGUGCAGGACAUGGGAGUAGACUUCUACAGGUUCUCGAUAUCCUGGCCUCGCUUACUGCCACACGGCUUCAGCAACAAGGUUAGCGAAGACGGCCGUCGGUACUACAGCGCGAUUAUUGACGGGCUGCUGGAGCGCGGCAUCUCACCUAUGGUCACACUGUACCACUGGGACUUGCCGCAGAGGUUACAGGAACUUGGAGGCUGGACAAACCCCCUCAUAGUAGACUGGUUUGCGGAUUACGCUCGAGUCGCGUUCUCCCUCUUCGCCGAUCGCGUACACACUUGGAUCACCAUCAACGAACCCGGCACCAUUUGUGACGUCAGCUACAGAGGAUUCUUGGCUCCAGGGGUUAAGGAUCAUGAAGUUGGGGCGCUCCUGUGUACAAAGCAUGUGCUGUUAGCCCAUGCUACAGCGUAUAGGGUGUACCAAAAGGAAUUUAAACCGAAAUAUCAUGGUGAAGUGUCGAUCGCGAACCAGGAGAGCUGGUUCGAACCGAAAACCGACAUGGACUUGGAAAUCACUCUGCUGGCCAGAGAAUAUUUAUUCGGUCGUUACUCGCACCCCAUAUUCUCAGCCACAGGAGGCUGGCCGCCCGCGCUGCAGCGGUACAUGGCAGAUAAAAGCAAGAGGGAGGGCUUCUCGCGUUCCAGACUGCCUGCGUUCACACAGGAUGAGAUACGACUUGUGAAAGGAUCAUUCGACUACUACGGGCUGAACCACUACACGUCUCGCGUGGUGCGCGCCGCAGUCCCCGGCGAGCCGCUGCAAUACAUGAUGCAAGGAAUCGAAGAAGUGGAGGCAGCCCUGGAGACUAGGCCACAUUGGGGGGCUGCUGCAGCGUCUUGGCUAAAGGUGAACCCUCAAGGCCUUCGGCGGCUCCUGCAGCUGAUCAAGCAGCAGUACGGGGACGUGAAGAUCCUGAUCACCGAGAACGGGUACUCCGACACCGGCGCACAGCUCCAAGACCGGGACCGGGUCCAAUACUACAGGGACUACUUGGAGCAGGUUCUCUUGGCGAUGAACGAGGACGCGGUGCGAGUGGUUGGCUACACGGCGUGGUCGCUGCUCGACAACUUCGAGUGGGUGGCUGGCUACACGUCGCGCUUCGGUCUAUACGCCGUGGAUUUCAGCUCGCCUCUGCGUCCCCGCGCCGCGCGCGCCUCCGCGCGGUUCUACGCGGGCGUGGCGCGCGCGGGAGCCCGCAGCGUCGCGCCGGCUCACAACACUACGCGUGCAAUACAAUAAACUUAACUUAUGUUUAGCGACAACCCACACUCAAGUGACGCAUGUCGUAAGACGCGGAACGGACGUCAGCGCCGCGCAGCCCGAGUGUAAUUUAAAAAACGCCUCUUUAGUACAUUUUGUAUAGGAAGGACGUAAGUCGCGCCCUGAUCGACGCGGCGCGCGCUUCAAGUGACGCGUCGCUUACGACUUACGACGUGCGUCGCCUGAUUGUGGAUAUGCAUGAUUUUUUAUUUUAACGAUAAAUUGAUAUAUGUGAUAUACUAUGGUUUUCUGACUCUAAGAAAAAUAUUUACAUCGGUUUUAAUACUAAAUCGGUGUUAGAUAAAUCAUAAUAAAAUAGGCUAAAUCUUAUUUAUAUAAAUUUAUAAUUAUUGGUAAAAUUUGUAAGAAAAGUUUUACUACUGUUAGAAAGGUACACUAUUUGAGAAACCCCUAUGAUAAUAGUAUUUUUGCAACAGGCGUCAAAGGUCAGGUCAGGAGGUCAAAAAGACGACUGGCGUGGGUAACAAUUUGAGGCGAAGCCGAAAAUUGUUAUUAAGACGCCACGACUAUUUUCUUACUCAGUAAACAUCGUUGCAUGCAAUACUUUUUCUACGACUAUGCACUUAAUUUUUAAUUGUUUUCUAGAAUAACUUUCGUGAAAUUCACACUGUUUCCUGUAUUUUACACAGCCAGCGCAGCUGCCCAAAGCCAUUCCCGCCACUUACCGCGCACUAUCGUCAAAGCGUUACCAUGGUUACAGAGUCAAACAAUGCGUUUUCAAUUUUUUCGUUACUGCGCGCGUGCGCGGGAAGCCGAUGGGCGCUGGCUUUGGGCAAAGAAGAUCGAGUAAGUAUUAUAGAGAGUUACUGUCGAAGUAAAAUGUGUAA
Molecule: messenger RNA, 2481 nt
Organism: Leguminivora glycinivorella
Lineage: Eukaryota; Metazoa; Arthropoda; Insecta; Lepidoptera; Tortricidae
Product: myrosinase 1-like
Exons: 11
Coding region: 110-1612 (500 amino acids)
Biological process (GO): carbohydrate metabolic process
Molecular function (GO): beta-glucosidase activity
Source: RefSeq, a predicted model, not a curated record